GAGCGGGGCGGCGCCGGGCCCGGCUCCUCCCAGUGGCGGGAGAGGGGGAGCGGAGGCGCACACGGGCAGGAUUAGCUCAUCUCGGCGGCGGCGGUGUAGCGACAGCCUCCCCCUGCUCCGGGCGCCCUCUCCUCGUCCCCGGCCGUGCGGCGCGGCGGCCCGUCCCCAGCCGGCUCCAUGGCUGUGUGCAAUGGAGACGCCAAGCUGGAGAAUGCUGGAGAUCUUCAGGAUGGCCAAUAUCACUAUGACGGGGCAGUGGUAAUACUCGAUGCUGGAGCUCAGUAUGGAAAAGUCAUAGAUCGUCGAGUACGAGAAUUGUUUGUCCAAUCUGAGAUCUUUCCUUUGGAGACUCCAGCCUUUGCAAUCAAGGAGCAAGGAUUCCGGGCUAUCAUCAUAUCUGGAGGACCAAACUCUGUGUAUGCGGAAGAUGCACCUUGGUUUGACCCAGCAAUAUUUACAAUCGGCAAACCAGUUCUUGGAAUCUGCUAUGGCAUGCAGAUGAUGAAUAAGGUAUUUGGAGGUACAGUGCACAAAAAAGAUGUUAGAGAAGAUGGAGUUUUCAACAUUACUCUGGAUAACACAUGCUCACUGUUCAGGGGCCUUCAGAAGGAGGAGUUUGUGCUCCUCACUCAUGGAGAUAGUGUAGAUAAAGUAGCUGAUGGGUUCAAAAUUGUUGCACAAUCUGGGAACAUUAUAGCAGGUAUAGCAAAUGAAUCUAAAAAACUGUAUGGAGUUCAAUUCCACCCUGAAGUUGGCCUUACAGAGAAUGGAAAAGUGAUACUGCAGAAUUUCCUCUAUGAUAUUGCUGGAUGCAGUGGUAACUUCACAGUAGAAAAUAGACAGCUUGCGUGUGUUCAAGAUAUUAAAGAGAAAGUGGGUUCAUCAAAAGUCCUGGUUUUACUCAGUGGAGGUGUGGACUCAACAGUGUGUACUGCUCUCCUGAACCAGGCUUUAAACCAAGACCAAAUCAUAGCUGUACACAUAGAUAAUGGAUUCAUGCGCAAGAGGGAAAGUCUGUCUGUGGAGGAGGCACUCAAAAAACUUGGAAUUCAAGUCAAAGUGGUAAAUGCAGCCCAUUCAUUCUACAAUGGUACAACAACUCUGCCAAUCUCUGAUGAAGACAGAACUCCCCGAAAAAGAAUUAGCAAGACUUUAAAUAUGACUACAAGUCCUGAGGAAAAAAGAAAAAUUAUUGGUGACACGUUUGUGAAGAUUGCCAAUGAGGUAAUUGGAGAAAUGAAUCUGAAACCUGAAGAGGUCUUUCUUGCUCAGGGAACCCUAAGACCUGAUCUCAUUGAAAGUGCUUCCCUUGUUGCAAGUGGCAAAGCUGAAGUAAUAAAAACUCAUCACAAUGACACAGAGCUGAUCAGAAAGCUGAGAGAAGAGGGUAGAGUAAUAGAGCCACUGAAGGACUUCCACAAGGAUGAAGUAAGAGUGCUAGGGAGAGAACUUGGUCUCCCAGAAGAGCUGGUCUCAAGGCAUCCUUUCCCAGGUCCUGGCCUAGCAAUCAGAGUAAUAUGUGCUGAAGAACCUUAUGUUUGCAAAGACUUCCCUGAAACUAACAACAUUUUGAAAAUAGUAGCAGAUUUUUCUGCAAGUGUUAAAAAGCCACACACUCUGUUACAAAGGGUCAAAGCAUGCACAACUGAAGAGGACCAGGAGAAGCUGAUGCAGAUCACAAGCCUACAUUCACUGAAUGCCUUCUUGCUGCCAAUCAAAACUGUGGGAGUGCAGGGUGACUGUCGCUCAUAUAGCUAUGUAUGUGGGAUCUCCAGUAAAGAUGCUCCACACUGGGAGUCUCUUAUGUUCUUAUCCAGGCUCAUACCACGCAUGUGCCACAACAUUAACAGAGUUGUCUAUGUGUUCGGUCCACCAGUCAAAGAACCUCCUACAGAUGUUACACCCACUUUCCUGACAACCGGAGUCCUCAGCACUUUACGGCAAGCUGAUUUUGAGGCUCAUAAUAUUCUCAGGGAGUCUGGUUAUGCCGGAAAAAUCAGCCAGAUGCCAGUAAUUUUGACACCAUUGCAUUUUGACCGAGACCCCCUACAGAAACAACCUUCCUGCCAGAGAUCUGUGGUUAUUCGAACCUUUAUCACUAGUGACUUCAUGACAGGCAUUGCAGCAACUCCUGGCAAUGAGAUCCCAGAAGAGGUUGUGUUGAAGAUGGUGACAGAGAUUAAAAAGAUUCCUGGCAUUUCUCGGGUGAUGUAUGACUUGACAUCAAAGCCACCAGGGACUACUGAAUGGGAGUAACAAAUUUUGUUUUUCUAUUAAAGUACUGUGUGCAGUUUAAAUUAUAUCAGAAACCAUUCCCAGUGUUGACAUGCAGUACUGUGAAAAGAGUGACUGGAGCUGCUACGUAACAUCUGAUUCCUCUCCUGGAGCAUAAAUCUGCAGUUAAGAGCUAUGUUGGGGAUAACUGUAAGUGGGGCUGAGGAUUUGUACGGGUAAAUAAUCAUGGCAGCAUUGCCUGUGCGCAGACAGAUUCAUAUUGCUUUUGCCUUUUGUCUUUACUGAUUCUUCCUGUUUUCAUGUGUUUUAUUGUUACUGUCAUUUCAAUGUCUCUGUUUUUGUACACUGUGUAAAAAGAGACAGUUUAUUUACUUUUACCAAAAUCAUUGUUACAGCCUAAAAAUGUAAAAUGAAUAAUUAAUGUGACCAACUGCUUUUGAACAGAUUUAUUAUAAAUAAAUAUUUUGCCAAAUGGAGUAGUGGGUACUGUUGAGUUGUGGAAUUAAUGUGUAUCUGUUUGCUGUGUACUGGUAAGCCUGUUCUAUAUUGUUGGAAGUAUUAGCCCAUGGCAAUAACACUGAAUUCUGAAAGAUUGAUGCUAAAAUAAUAUGAAAUGUCCUUUCAUCUUCCUUUUUCUGCUCACUCCCUCUUACAUCACUUUCUCUUGACAGAUUGAGAAUGUAUGUGGACAGCAAACACGUACAUCUAUAUUUCUCAUCAAGCUUCAAUAUACAUUUAAUGAUGUCUGGUAGUAUAAAAUAUAAGGCAGAAUAUACUCUGGGGACUCUGAUGCAAUGGUAACAGUGGGAGUGAAGUUUGAGUAGCUCGUUGCAUCAGAACCACCAGUUCUAGUUAGUGUGACCUAGUUCAGUUUUGAUGUUUUUUAAACUCCUGCAUAACAACCCAUCCCAUCCCACUGCCUGUCCCUGCAUUUUUGUUUAUACUUGGUAAGAAUUUACUGUAUAGAGAUUUCCUUUUACAGGGGAAGUAUUUGUGUGUGUUGUACAGAGUUUGAUUUUAAGAUUGUUAGGCUCUUUGAGUAUCUAGUUGUCAUCAGAGGUGACUUAGCCAAGCACAAUACAAAUUACUUCAGUCAUUUGUACAUUGCUGUUUACUAUUUAAGUAAGGGGUAACUCAUAAGAAGGGAUAUAGUUAUAUUGGACCACCCAUAUUUCUCUAGUAUGUUGAGGCCAAAGGCCAAGUAUUUCCAGCCACCUAAGGAAUUUGGGAAUCUCAGAUAACUACAGUCCUUGAAGUGUUAUUCUUGUAACAGUUAAAGGUUCUGACCUGAGCAGCAUUACUAGAUAUUUGCACAGUUGGAACCUUAGUUAUGUAUCCAGAUUCAUUCUUUUCAUCAUGUCCAUUUUUGAAACUGUAUUUCAUUCAGCUGUGAAAUUACCUUAUAUCUGUUAUAAAGUGGGGUAGUUCAGAGCUGUCUCUGAUCACUUAUUUUCCUUUACAUAGAUUUUUUUUAACUGGAAUAGUGGCUGAUAAACAUUUCUUUUAACAAGUUGACCACCAUUUGAUUCCACAUGUUUUCAAUUUUUAGUACUACUGCAUAAACUUAUACUAUAAAAGUUUAGUUUAAUUAAUCACUUUUUAGUGUCAUGAUACUUCUACCUAUGCCACUUGGGAGUUAUGUAUCUUAGUUAUGGGGUAGGAUAUUGUACAGAAGCAUCUUCCAGUUUUUUGAAAAGUUUAAUGAACAUCUCACAGUGUAGAAAUGUUGUUAGUGGUAGGGAGGCAGAAGGCUCUAGUGGCUAGAGCACAUGACCAGAAGUCAGGAUACCUGUUUCCAAUCCUAACUCUCCUGCUUUGACACCUUGGGAAGUCAUGUAACCUUAACCUCUAUGUGCCUCAGUUUUCUCAUUUGUAAAAUGGGGAUAAUAAUUACCAUACCCAUCCUUCUAGAGCUAUAUGAGCUCUUUGGAUGAAAAGUGCUAUGUAAGUGAAGUAUUGCUAUUAUAUAUAAUGCAGUCUUACUAUUGGACUAUGAGCUGUAAACAUUUUCAAUUAGAGUAACUUUAAUGACCAAAAGUUAAAAAGUAUUCAUUGGGACAGAAAAAUAUUCCAUCUUUCAGUCCUCUUGAAAACAGCCAUUUUAACUCCUGUUCCAUAGUUCAAUUUUAACAAAUCUCCCUGAUGAAAUUAUGGCCUUAAUACUAUAUUUUUAAUUUUUGUCAUAACUGUACUGAGGAUAGUUAUUUUCAUGAAUGUAGAACUGUAUAAUACACAAAUGACACAAUCACAAGUAGUUACGGGCAAUUCCAUUUCAGUGAGCUGUAGAGAUUCUCUAAAUACAACUAUAUAGCCUUUGUUGCUUACUGUACGUAAACUUGCUAUUAUUGCUGCUGUCAUCAGUUCUGCGAAUGUUCUAAAUUAGACCUUGAGAGCAAAGAGAGGGGAGAGGAAAUGGGGAAUGAAGCACUAAAGCUUGUUACCGAAAUUAGAGGGCAUCUCUUUAACUCUUAGAAUACUGGCAUUUUUCUGACUCUUCUUCUAAGGCAUUUAUUUAGUUGGCAUUCAUGUAAAUAAAUAUGGAGUAUAUAGUCUCAUAGUUAUGAUGUAACUCAAAAGAAGAUACAGUACACAGUCUGGCCAUAGCAUCCAGAGGGUUAAAUAAAUUGUACCCUAUUGACUGCAAUAUACAUAAAUUCAGGAAGAACAUUUUUCAUAUGUGGUGCACAUUAGAUACUUAAGUCAAACUGUCAUAGGAGUUGCAUCUUAACUAUGGUUAUAGUAUAUACACGUAUACAGUGUGUGUAUUGAAGUUUGAUGUAUAUAUUUUCAUCAUAUCUGAUCUACACCAUAGUAGAUUGCUUUCAGGUCUCUAUUAAUAAAGUGGAGCUUGACAUACCCCAUAUUUUUAGGGACAUCUUUUUUACUAGAAAAAUGAAUAUUAGAAUAUAUUUAGGGUAUAUAAAAUAUUGCAUUAUGAACAGAAUGUCUUAUUUGAAUAAGAUUCCUAGGUCUUAAAAUAUCUCCCACCCUUUUUGUUCAAUACCCAUACUAUACAUUUGGGAAAUGUUGGGUUAUUCUUAGUGAGGUUGACAUCAAUUGCCAUCCCAGCAGUUCUUGAAUGUACUUUAUGGAGUCGACAUAUGUAGUACAGCCAGAUGCAAAGGGAGAAUAGCAUAUUUUUACAUUAGGUCAUAAGUAAAUUUAGUAUGUAGCUUACUAAAAACAGAAGUGUAGCUGCCCUGUACAACUUGUUCACCUCAGGUCUUCAGUGAGACAUGUCAACAUUUUAAAAGGAAUUUGUAUUGGGGGGUGAGGUAUUUCCCAUCAUUCUCAAUUUUUUUAACAUUUUUCUGCUUGUGAAAUGAUAUCGAGUACUGUGAGCCUUAAUUUUUAUCCACAAAUAAAAAAUAUACAGUAUGUUA
Trachemys scripta elegans is the source of this 5618-nucleotide messenger RNA. RefSeq names its product guanine monophosphate synthase (gene GMPS). Gene Ontology annotation, biological process: GMP biosynthetic process. The record is from RefSeq and is a predicted model, not a curated record. Gene Ontology annotation, cellular component: cytosol. Gene Ontology annotation, molecular function: GMP synthase activity; ATP binding; GMP synthase (glutamine-hydrolyzing) activity. The coding region runs from base 178 to 2256 and encodes 692 amino acids. The transcript has 16 exons. Lineage: Eukaryota; Metazoa; Chordata; Testudines; Emydidae.